GCCUUUUGCCGUCCUUUUUUCCCCAAGCUGGCUUUUGGGGGCUGCGGUCGCUCCCCAGCUCGCAGGUCACAUGGCCUGCCAGAGCGAGGGGACCGCGCCAGAGCUGCGCCGUGGGAGGUGAGGCUUCCGCGCGCGUCCAAGUCCUGCGGCGACCGCUCCUCCGAGGCCUCAAGGUCCAGCGAUGGCUCCUCCGUGGUCAUGAGCCAGACAGCCUAGGCGACUUCGGCAGUGGCCGUCAGCGUGCUCAGAGAACCCAGCUGACCGCUCUCACCCGGUUUGACUUGCACUGAUUUUGGCCUACGGUCCAGGAUGGUUUGUUCUUGGGACCAGACCUGACCAGAGUCGACCUCAUGAGCACUUCAACCUCUCCAGCUGCCAUGCUCCUCCGGAGGCUGAGGCGGCUCUCCUGGGGCAGCACCGCUGUCCAGCUCUUCAUCUUAACAGUGGUGACCUUUGGUCUGCUGGCCCCACUGGCCUGUCACCGGCUUCUGCACUCUUACUUCUACCUGCGCCACUGGCAUCUGAACCAAAUGAGCCAAGAGUUCCUGCAGCAAAGCUUGAAAGAAGGUGAAGCGGCCCUACACUACUUUGAGGAGCUGCCCUCUGCCAACGGCUCGGUGCCCAUCGUCUGGCAGGCCACACCACGGCCCUGGCUGGUCAUCACCAUCAUCACUGUGGACAGGCAGCCUGGCUUCCACUACGUCCUGCAGGUGGUGUCCCAGUUCCACCGGCUCCUUCAACAGUGCGGCCCCCAGUGCGAGGGGCACCAACUCUUCCUGUGCAACGUGGAGCGGAGCGUGAGCCAUUUCGAUGCCAAGCUGCUGUCCAAGUACGUCCCCGUGGCCAACCGCUAUGAGGGCACCGAGGAUGACUAUGGCGACGACCCUUCCACCAACUCGUUUGAGAAAGAGAAGCAGGACUAUGUCUAUUGUCUGGAAUCCUCCCUGCAGACCUACAACCCAGACUACGUCCUGAUGGUGGAAGAUGAUGCCGUCCCAGAGGAGCAGAUCUUUCCAGUCCUGGAACACCUUCUGCGGGCUCGCUUCUCUGAGCCCCACCUCCAAGAUGCCCUCUAUCUGAAGCUCUAUCACCCCGAGAGGCUCCAGCACUACAUCAACCCGGAGCCCAUGCGUAUCCUGGAGUGGGUCGGUGUCGGCAUGUUGCUGGGGCCCUUACUAACCUGGAUAUACAUGCGGUUUGCCAGCCGCCCGGGGUUUAGCUGGCCCGUCAUGCUCUUCUUCUCCUUGUAUAGCAUGGGUCUGGUGGAGCUGGUGGGCCGCCACUACUUCCUGGAGCUGCGGCGGCUGAGUCCUUCCCUGUACAGCGUGGUCCCCGCUUCACAGUGUUGCACCCCUGCCAUGCUCUUCCCUGCCCCUGCGGCCCGCCGGACCCUCACCUACCUGUCCCAGGUUUACUGCCACAAAGGCUUUGGCAAGGACAUGGCACUGUACUCACUGUUGAGGGCCAAGGGGGAACGGGCCUACGUGGUGGAGCCCAAUCUCGUGAAACAUAUUGGACUCUUCUCCAGCCUUCGGUACAACUUUCACCCCAGUCUGCUCUAGCCUGCCAAGAAAUGCCUUCCUGAAACUGGCCACUUCUUGGAGAUUCAACUGUUGAGCUCUUUAUUUGGACCUGGUUGCUUGCGGAUAAUUCAUUGUUUUAAGGUUGCCAGGGAUAUAGGCACUGGGAUGGCUGAGAUUAAAUAGAAGUCAAGAACGUUGGCUUUAGUAACUCUCAGGCAAAGGCAAGCUGUUCACUCUGGGCCCAGACCUCUUGCCCUCCACACAGCCACAUUGCCUCACGCAGUCUGACCCACUCAAUGAUGGACAUUUAAGUACCACUUAUAUUCUCCUAUUUCUCAUUCUGCUUCGUGACAGAGUUUGUGACUGCCAAAAUUAUUGUGCACAGUGGUUCAACUGGUUUAGGAUUUUAAAGGUAGAAUAUGAAUGAUGAAAGGUGAGAUUCUGUUAUAGUGACUUCUUUCUCAUUGGGAAUAAGAAUGGAUAUAUAUUUAGGAUAUAUAUCCCAAGACACAGGACCAUAGAUUCUAUUUGUUUCCUUGCUAUGACAUGAUAAAAGCUGCAUAGUGCCUGCCAUCUUGGAGGCAGGUGAGCUGGCUACUGUUACCUGGCAUUUUCUCUUCCACACAUCUGUAGUGCACUGAUAAUCAAUUUUGACUGUGAAAACUUUAAGGCACAGCAAGAUCUGAAAGCGCCUUCUGGAUCAUCAAGUCAGAUUGCUUAUGUUUAGUUUUCAAUUUAAUAUUGAAGAUUUCUAUCAUAUUCUGAUUCUUUGAAAGUUGGACUUUGCAGAAUGAUAUAGAAUGGGUGAGCUCUUUACUAAUAGCAAAUCCUUUUCCCCAACUUUGCUAGCUAAUCAUUCACCCUCAUUCUUUUUCUUCUAUAGCAUGAUGUUACAGAAGAAAAAGUAGGGACUGAAGUCAGAAGACCUGAAUUUUUAUAUCAAAUCUCUGUCGUGUCCUAGUGGUGUGAACUUGGGCAAGUUAUACGCACUCUGAGCCUCAGGUUUCUCACCUGUAAAAUGGGGACAGUGAUAUCUUCCCUUUUAAGUUGCCUUGGGGAUUAAAUGACAGAAUAUGUGUAAAACACUAGCAAGUGCUUAUCUCAUAAAGGGCAUUUGAUGAAUAUUAACUCUUUUCUCUCCUAUAUUCAGCAUAUAAAACUCAAGUGUAUUUUGGAUAAAGGUAUUAGUGAUAUUUUUUAAAGUAUGAGAUGGGGUAUAGGGCUGACACCUAUGGAGCAGCUGUUCCUGACCAAACACUACUAGAAUAAAGGUUGACUUUUCCUUGUGACUUCAGAAGGAUAUACAGCUCAGUUUCAUCUAGCCCCACCUCCAACCAAGCCCAAAAUAAGAAUUGUUCAUUCAAACUGAAAAUGAUCUAAGACUCCGGUUGAGCCUAUUCCAAGACUAGCAUCUGAAAAUUACUUUUCUCAAAAGUUACAAAUAAAUGUCAUUUGACAACACUUAUCAAACCAGUGGCCAAAGAGUCCUUAUGGCGGUGGAUGAUUAUAUUAGAGUUCAAGCAGCUCUCUGCUUUGUUUCAGUGCCACGUCUUCUGUUUGCUUUAAGUUUUCACAGUGAGCUCCUGUCUUGGAAUAUGCUUGAGACCAUCGAGGGAGUAACAGGGCUUCAUCACCACACUUUACAGAUGAACAAAGAGGCCCAGAGAUGUUUAAGGACUUCUUCAGGUUCACACAGCUGAAGAGCAGCAGAGAGGACUGGAAUGUAGUAGCUUUUCUGACUUCAAGCCCCUGUACUUUUCUCUCAACCACAUUCAUUUUAUAAAUAUCUAUAUAGUCAAAUUCUCUUUUGUGAAAUCUGUAACCUGGAUGAAAUAAUGUCUUUGUAAGCUAAGAUGGUAAAAACUCACUGUGGUGUUGGUCUUGGGGAACGAACAGGUGUCUGUGUGUGUUGUGUUGUUAUAGUGAGCUGUUAUAUAUCCCCUGGGAAUGUCCAAAGUGACCAGAGCUGCUAGGUGACUUACUGAGAUGCUCAGAUUCCACCCUUUCAUCCCCUGCCCCCACCCCAGUAACAGGUUCAGCCUCAUGUCUGAGAACAGAACCACUCCCAACCUAGAACUAAUUUGAGUUUGUUGCAUUAAGAUUAGAUCUCCUUGUGGAAAGUUUGUGUCCAAUGACAGAACAUUUAAGCUAGCUAACCCCUAGAUCAGAAUCUUUGCUGGUUUUCAUUUCUGCUCUUUCUAAUUCCACUGUCUACUGCACACAGACAUCCCUUCCUGUGACUCCUUCCUUCUCAAUGGCUGAGGUCAUCUUUGUCUUGUCUUAUUUUUCUACCUACACACUAAGACAUAUUCCCACAUUGAUCUUAGCUAGAAUCUGCCACCCUUGGACGUUUUCUGCAGAAGCAACAAUCCUACCCACUUUUAUCCCUACCCACUCUCUAGAUCACCCUUCCUUUUGUCUCUCAUUCCUAGAGUCCAAAUUGUGUACGUUGUCUUGAACUAGGACUGCUGGCAGCUUUACACCAAAGCUGAGGUCUCUCGUUUAAUCCUAAGCAGGGAGCUAGGGAGAAACUCAAGUCCCCUUCCAGUAUCAAGGGACAUAAUCUACCAGAAGGAUGAAGGUCUCUAAUAGUCCUGUAUACUUUUCAGAAUUUAAAUUAUUGUCAGGUCUAAGAAGCUCCCUAUUGUGACUGGGUGUAUUUGCAUAGACUUAUCAGUUCAAAUAAACGAACCGUUUCACUGAGGCAUCCUAAGAAGCCUUGGUUUUCUCUCAUUUUUAUAGCUGGAUUUUUGUGAUAUGGUGAAUAGGAUCAAAACCACCCACAUGCUUACACUACUGUGGAGUCCGAAGGUAGCAAUUCAAAAGUAUGGGCUGUUUGCUUAAAAAUUCAUAACUGAUUUUCUUAUAUUUCUUAAAUGGAAACAUUGGAAUUUGUGUGUGUGUGUGUGUGUGUGUGUGUUUCUACUGUCAUACUUUUUAAAAAGUGGUGAGAAUGCUACAGUGCAACUAGAGAAUACAAGUAGGAUGAAUAUAAUGAUAGGAUUAAUUUAAUUUACCUUGGAUACAGUCCUCAUUUAAGGGAAUUUAUUUAAUUGGUAACUUAAUUUGUGUAAAGAGACAAUCCUGAUUGGAUUUGAUUACUAUGGGAUUUUUAUAUAUACUGUGAUGCAUUUUGAAUUACAGUGACACGAUACAAAACUGGGUAAUUUUAAAGUCACACGAACCAUUUG
Budorcas taxicolor (takin) is the source of this 4714-nucleotide messenger RNA. RefSeq names its product post-GPI attachment to proteins GalNAc transferase 4 (gene PGAP4). Bases 351 to 1562 code for a protein of 403 amino acids. Gene Ontology annotation, cellular component: Golgi membrane; cytosol. The record is from RefSeq and is a predicted model, not a curated record. NCBI's taxonomy places the organism in Eukaryota, Metazoa, Chordata, Mammalia, Artiodactyla, Bovidae. Gene Ontology annotation, molecular function: fructose-bisphosphate aldolase activity; fructose-1-phosphate aldolase activity; glycosyltransferase activity. The transcript has 2 exons. Gene Ontology annotation, biological process: fructose 1,6-bisphosphate metabolic process; GPI anchor biosynthetic process; glycolytic process.